Messenger RNA from Cherax quadricarinatus, 4912 nucleotides. It is a transcript of the gene IFT52, whose product is annotated as intraflagellar transport 52. Gene Ontology annotation, biological process: cilium assembly; intraciliary transport. NCBI's taxonomy places the organism in Eukaryota, Metazoa, Arthropoda, Malacostraca, Decapoda, Parastacidae. Gene Ontology annotation, cellular component: intraciliary transport particle B; centriole; cilium. The record is from RefSeq and is a predicted model, not a curated record.
CCGUAGAGGCGAAUAAUUCCCCAAAUACACUUCAGGAAUGGCCAGGGUAGGAAGUGUUCUUGAUGGGGGGUGAGUGAGGGAAGGAGGAGAGAGGUGUGAGUGAGGUGAGUGUAGUGAGAAUAAGGGACAAACUCAGCCUGAAGUGGUGAAGUGAGGGAGGUGCGCCGGGAUCUGGCCCCCCCUGACACCCUUCACGCAUUCCUCCACCACUAACUAACUCUCUCUUACACUCUCCUUUAUAAUACCCUUUUUCUCUACACCCUGGGCUGUGUAGCUCGCCGAGGAGUGCCUGUUAGGACACUGUGUGUUGCAGGUAUCUGAUAGUGUGGUGAGAGGGAGGGUAAAUGACCGUGUGCACCGCUAAAAGUGACAAGUGUGACUGGCACUCACCAGCAGCUCAACUUAACCUUGUCACCUCCUGCAAACACCAUCAGGCUCGUUGAGGCAGUUACAUGCUUCUUUAAGAAACCACUGACCUACAAGCAGCUAAAUUAUACUUCAUUUUUAAGUGGAUGUGAUUUGGACCUGACUGGCUUAAGCCAGUGGGUGAAUUGGACCUGCCUAGUAUGGGCCAGUAGGCCUGCUGCAGUGCUCCUUCUGAUGUUCUUAUAAGCUCAUUUUGGGCAACUGCAAACCUACGGGAAACUACAAAUCUUGCAACUACAGCCUUCUUCAGUGAUAAUUGCAAGCACCUACCAAUAAUGACAGGUAACGACCUGUAAUUAGAGGCAAUUAUAACAUAUAGCCAACUACAGACCUAGUAACUACAGUUUUCUUUAGGAAGCUACAAAUUCACAGAUAACUGCACCACUACUAGCAACUACAGGCUACAUUAGAGAACUACAGACCUGGGAACUACAAGCAACUACACAGACCUACAAGUAACCGCAACUUUCUACAAGUAACUACAGACCUUCUAACUACAGGCUUCUACAGUCAACUGAAUUCUUCAAGAAAAGUACAGGCUCUUAAUAGACAACUGCAGAAAACUAUUAAUGUUGGUAGCAAUAACUUGUACCUAAUAUACAGGAAACUAUAGGCUCCUACAAGCAACUACAGCAUCUACAAACAACUACAGACUUUCACAGGCAACUACAGGAAUGACCCUAUGGCUCCCACUGCUAAAGCUGAUAUAGAAAUAAAGGAGAAUAGUAACACUAUUCUUUUCAAUGAAUCGAAAGCGGAACUCUUCAAACUAAGCGAUGGAUACAAGACACUUCAUCGUAAAUUAAAGGCUCAGUGGAAAGUUCUCAGUAAUCGUGAUGACUUGACCAAGGAAAAUUUGGGUCAAGCAGGAGUAAUUGUUUUUGCUUGCCCUCGGCAAAGACUAACAGAAGUCCAGUUUGCUAUCUUGAGGCACCAUGUGGAUGAAGGGGGAAGCCUUUUUGUCAUGGCUGAGGAAGGAGGAGAAAAGAAGGCUAAUACAAAUAUUAAUUUUCUUUUAGAAGAGUAUGGCAUUGCUGUGAACAAUGAUUCGGUGGUGCGGACAUGCUACUACAAAUACUUUCAUCCCAAAGAAUGCCUUAUUACCAAUGGAAUCCUUAACAGGGCUAUUUUGGAGGCCUCAGGAAAGAAUAUUCCCGGCUUACUCCUUGAUGACACACUCUCGGGCAGGUCGAUGUCAUUCAUAUAUCCAUUUGGGGCUACCCUCAAUGUUGCUCGUCCUGCUGUUGCUGUGCUGUCCACAGGCAGUAUUUCUUUUCCUCUUAACAGACCAGUGUGUGCCUUUUAUGAGCACCCGAGAAGUCACGGCCGCGUGGCAGUAUUAGGUUCGGCACAUAUGUUCACUGACCAUUAUAUCGAUCGUGAAGAAAACAGCAAAAUUAAGGAUGUGAUAUUCCAGUUUCUCACAGCUAAAGAUUUCAAGCUAAAUCAGAUUGACGCUGAUGAUCCUGAGAUUUCUGAUUACAACAUGACACCAGAUACUGCAUCACUUGCUGAGAGUCUUCGCACCUGCCUUCAGGAGUCGGAAGAAGUACCAACAGAUUUUACACAGCUCUUUCAUACACAAUUAACUUCAAUAGACAUGCAGUUAGUCCCAGCAUCAAUAGAGUCAUAUAAUAAACUCAACGUGAAACAUGAACCUCUACGUCUCAUCACUCCACAGUUUGAAACACCUUUGCCUCCACUACAACCUGCUGUAUUUCCUCCAUCAUUCCGUGAAUUGCCACACCCUGCGUUAGAGCUGUUCGACUUAGACGAAGCAUUUAGCUCAGAAAAGUCCAGGCUAGCACAGGUAACCAACAAAUGUAAGGAUGAAGAUUUGGAAUAUUAUAUACGUGAAUGUGGAGAUAUUCUUGGCGUGACCUCUACGCUUCCACCUACAUCAAGGGAUGCCAAAUAUAUACUUGAGUAUAUAUUCACUCAACUUGUGGAGUUCAAGAAGUUAAAUCAGGAUCCUGACACAUUCAGCAGACCAAGGUCCGAGAUGGAUGAUGAUCCAUGAAAACGAAGACACACCAUUUGCUGAUUUGAAUACUGCCAAGAGUACUGUACAGUAAUUAUAAUUUUAUGUCAUUACUGUAAUUUGUACAAUGUAAUGCUUAGUACACCUCCAGCAUUACUAUUAUCAGUAUUCAAGAAGUAGACCAAAAUGUGUCUUUGAUUUGUUUAUUGGGGAUAUUGUACAGAAAAACUAAAUAAAUAGUUACAUCUCAAUACUGAGUGUAAAACUGAAGGGUCAUGUAAAUCCCACAUUAAGGUUCUGUAAAGAUUACAUUUUUAUAAUAAUAUUAAUCAUCUUUAUUUCUAUAAGUACAUGUACAACUUAUACAGACCUAGCUGACAUCAGUGACAAUAUAGAAAGCCCCUUGUUAUGCAGAGGCAUUUUGGGCAAAUUAAGUCAAUUCUGUCCCCAGGAUGCAACCCACACCAGUCUACUAGCAUCCAGGUAUCUAUUUUACUGCUAGGUGAAUAGGGGCAACAGGUGUGUUAACAUGCCCUAAUGUUUCCACCUGUACUGGGGAUCAAACCACAAACCUUAAUGUGCAAGCUGAGUGCACUAGCAAUUGAACUACGGGAUAAUGUGUGGGAGGAUCUGAAAUUUUAUUUCCCAUGUAUGGAAAUCUUCUUUUAACAAACUGGUCGUAUCCCACCAAGGCAGGGUGACCCAAAAAGAAAAACGAAAGUUUCUCUUUUUAACUUUAGUAAUUUAUACAGAAGGGGUUACUUACCCUUUUCUCCUGGCAUUUUAGUCGCCUCUUACAACACGCAUGGCUUACGGAAGAAGAAUAUGCAUGGAGAUAUUGUGGAAAAAAAUGUCUGAAGGAACACAUCUACAUUUGUUCUGUAAUACGGUGACCAGAACUGUGCAGCAUAAUUUAAAUUAGGCCCAAGUGCUGGUUAUUUGUGCAUAAAUGAUAUCAUUUGAAUUUCUUCAGGUAUACUGGGUUAAAAAAUGCAUGCCCUCCCAAGACCAUUGUAAAAAAAUACGUAUGUAUAUGUUAUGCACACAAAAACUAAAUACUAACCCAAUUAUUUAUAUAGAUGCAGAGUGACAAAUCACAUAGAAUAUUUACAUAUGGUGAAGAAACACUAUUACCCAUGAUGCACUGCAGGUACCUACCUGCCUGACCCUACAUUUUUUUCCUAAAAUAUCAGAAGGUGACAAAUUUGAAGGCACAAAAAAUACACAUGUAUAUACAUCACUCACAGUUUUGUCCCUUUUAUUAUAUAUCAGGCCACCCUACCUUAGUGAGAAAUGGCCGAUGUGUUAAUAAAAUAUAUACGUAUAUAUAUAUACACCUACCAUCCGACUUACGACCGAGUUCGGUUCCGAGAAACCGGUCGUAAGUCGAAAUGGUCGUAAGUCGAACUUUACUACUGAAUAUCAACAAAACAUUUUUGUAAUGACUUUAUUUUAUUGUUUUAUUUUGGUAUUUCAUGUUUUACUUUACUUUUUAUGCUGUUAGUACUGUAUUUUAUACUGUAAGGUUUAGGAUAAACACUGUGUACAACACAAAUAGUUGUUUAUUUCCCAGAAAUUUGGCAUAAAAAACACGGUCGUAAGUCGAGUGGUCGUAAGUCAAGCAGGUCGUAAGUCGGAUGGUAGGUGUACAUCACUCACAGUUUAAAAGUUAAACCAAACUUAUUUUGGCACAUACUGUAGGUAAACUCUUACUGUAUGUAUAAUGGUAUGAAAAGUGAUUAUCAGUUGCGUAUGAUGGUUAUUGUCACAGGGUGUGCACCAUGCUGCCUUGUGGUAGCACGGUGAGGUGUGCAGUGCUAUCUGAGAACAACUGCCAAAAUAUUGUACAAGAAAGGUAUACAAUACUGACAAGAUGAAAGUUAAGAAACAUAAAGAUAACCAGAUGUUGCACAUGUGUCUUAAAUGUCACAAUAUUUCAUAACAGGGGACAGAAAAAAUAGAUUCCCAUUAUGAUCCAUGAUUAUAUUACUGAGUGAGUUUAAUAUCUAUGAUAAAUUUACCAUCUUUGGUUGGUGCGCAGUGCUCACCUAGCACACCCAGAAUAUACAUCCCUGGUGAUUAUUCAGGUUUUCAGUGGUGAUAUACUAUGUGAUUUUACUUACUUUUGUGAGAAUUAAAUGUUAGAGUAAUAUUCAUUUGAAAAUAUAACUAUAAGUGAAUUGAAUUUAAUAAAAAUUAAAUACAAUAUAUAGUUAUGUUGUUGCAACAAACAGAUAUUGUACAAGUUAUUUUAUAAAUACAGUACUGACUGUCUGUUGUUAGUCAUGUUACCAAACUGGCUGUAAAUUGUUCAAAAACAGAGUUUGAAAUUAUUUUUGCAUUCAGUUUGUGUAUACAAAUACUGUAUGUAUAUCCUUUUGCUUACACAUGACUGUUAUCAUAUAUCAGUAUAGUGUUUGACUAUAAUGACACGAUCUAUAUAUUUAUAACGCACGUAUUUUUAUGUAUGAUUAGUAGAUUGAAUAAAAUAUAUUAAAACAAAAA